This is a messenger RNA of Brassica napus (rape), 1567 nucleotides long. Its product is annotated as pirin-1-like. Lineage: Eukaryota; Viridiplantae; Streptophyta; Magnoliopsida; Brassicales; Brassicaceae. The coding region runs from base 601 to 1470 and encodes 289 amino acids. The record is from RefSeq and is a predicted model, not a curated record. The transcript is spliced from 7 exons.
AGCCUGACAAUUGACAAUGAAAAUAGUUUUUAAAAAUUGUCUUCAUUAGCUGUUUUACCAGCCAAAUUUGUUACUUAAACGUAGCAUGACAACGAACAGGAUUUCUUUAUAUAUCAUUAAUCGUUUCAAUUAAUCAGAAAGUUAGGUUUGAGUCGGUUGAAAUACAAUUAUUUAUUUCUUUAUUACUAUAUAUUUAAAUGUAGUGUGAACAUGCAAUGAAAAUACAUUCAAAACAUUACCGGCACUUCAAAGAGUUAAGACAUUUACGAGUUAUGUAUAUGAACAAUAUGCAAAUUAGAUUUGGUACUCAUUUUCACAUUAAUAUGAUAGUAUUUAUUAUUUAAUAUUUUUUUUUCAUUUUUGCAUGGGGCUAGUAGACUACCGUAAACCUAUUGCAUAGAGUGUCAAGACAAAGAAACAGAUGUGAGUGAAUUCUCACCUUCACCUACAACUUCCAGUCCAAGUCGAUCCUUUGCACCUCUCAAUCUCUAUAUAUAUAAUACACACACUGACACUCAUACACACCACAUAUUAAUAAGAAGAAGAUACAGUAACAGAAGUUUAUCAUCAUCAUCAUCAUCAUCAUCAUCAUUGAUCACCAUGUCUCAUUCUGACGAUAAUAGAGUAACGAGACAGGUAAUCAAGAACUUUUUUGUAAAGCUUCAGGAAGAAGGAGAAGGGGCUCUCGUUAGAAACGCCAUCACAGAGAUGGACCAGAAGUUACUAGACCCGUUCGUGUUGUUAGUUGAAUUUUCCUUUUCGCUUUCAGUUGGAUACCCAGAUCAUCCUCACCGAGGUUUUGAAAGUCUUACUUACAUACUAAAGGGAGGUAUCGUUCACAACGAUCUUAAAGGUCAUAAAAGUAUAAUCAAAGCUGGAGAUGUUCAGUGGAUGACAGCAGGAAGAGGAAUCAUUCAUUCAGAAUAUCCGGAACAAGAAGUCAACAAUGGCUUACAGCUUUGGAUCAACCUCCCUUCCAUUCACAGAAUGAUUGAACCAAAAAACCUAGAACUGUCUGGUUCAGAGAUUCCAAAGGCAGAGGAAGAUGGAGUAGAGGUCAAAGUCAUAGCCGGAGAUUCAAUGGGAAUCAAAUCUCCUUGCCAGACAACAACACCAAUGAUGUACCUUGACUUCACCCUCAAGCCAGGAUCGCAAACCCACCAGACCGUUCCAGAAUCUUGGACCGCUUUCGCCUACAUUUUAGAAGGCGAUGAAGGCCUUUUCAGCUCCAUGGACUCUUCAGCUAUAUCUGCGCACAAUGUUGUUGUGUUUGGACCAGGGGAGUUAGUUAGCGUGUGGAACAAGUCAAGUUCUAGGUCAUUGAGGUUUCUGUUGAUUGCAGGGAAGCCGAUCAGUGAGCCUAUGGUUCAGAGUGGUCCGUUUGUGAUGAGUUCUCAGGCUGAGAUUGAUAUGGCUUUUGAAGAUUACCAGAAUGCUAAGAACGGGUUUGAGAUGGCUAAAAGUAGUUAAAGUAGAGGUCACAUUCAAAAGAGUUUGUAAACAAAAACCAUAUGAAUUAUGUGGUUUUGUCUUCUUUAUUUCACAUUCAAGAACCUAUUACAAUUAA